AUGUUCAGUCGCGCAGUAGCUCGCGCCAGUCGUGGCACGACACUCCUUAGGAAUUGUCAUCAAGGCGGCUUAGUACGACGAUAUUCUGUCGUGAAAGAUGAAAGAUCGUCAUUACCUUUAGCAGGUUACCGCGUGUUGGACAUGACUAGGGUUCUAGCUGGUCCGUAUUGUACGCAGAUCCUUGGCGACCUUGGCGCGGAAGUAAUCAAGAUCGAGCACCCGACGCGCGGGGACGAUACGCGGGCUUGGGGGCCGCCGUAUGCAACCUACCGAGACGGAUCUCAUCUCGAAGGCCCAGGUGAAUCUGCCUACUUCUUAGGUGUUAAUCGCAAUAAGAAGUCGGUUGGCCUGUCUUUCCAACAUGCCGAGGGUGUGGAGAUUCUGCACAAGCUUGCGGCGAAAUGUGAUAUCCUAGUUGAGAACUACCUGCCAGGUACUCUGAAGAAGUACGGCAUGGACUUCGAAACGUUACAUAAGAUCAAUCCUAGUUUGAUUUAUGCCUCGAUCACGGGAUACGGUCAAGCGGGGCCGUUCUCGCAGCGAGCGGGAUACGACGUUAUGGUCGAGGCGGAGUUUGGGCUGAUGCAUAUUACCGGUAAUCGAGAUGGACCUCCGGUGAAAGUCGGCGUCGCUGUUACGGACUUAACCACCGGACUUUACACUAGUAAUAGUAUCAUGGCUGCUCUUCUGUCUCGAGCCAAAACAGGUCGUGGCCAGCAUAUCGACGUUGCCCUGAGCGAUUGCCAGACUGCGACACUUGCUAACAUUGCAAGUAGCUGUCUCAUCAGUGGGAAGAAAGACUCAGGUAGAUGGGGCACAGCUCAUCCAUCAAUUGUGCCAUACAAAUCCUUCAAGACGAAAGACGGAGACGUACUAUUCGGCGGCGGUAACGACAGAUUAUUCGGGAUUCUGUGUGACGGUCUAGGCCGACCCGAGUGGAAGACGGAUCCGAAAUAUAGCAUCAAUUCGCAACGGGUGGCCAACCGAGAUGAACUUGAAACCGAGAUCGAGAAGAUCAGCACUCAGAAGACGACGCAGGAGUGGCUGGAGAUCUUCGAAGGAAAAGGCAUGCCAUAUGCCGCAGUCAACGAUGUCCAGGGCGCUUUGAACCACGAGCAUACCAAGGCUCGAAAUAUGGUAGUCGAGGUAGACCACGAGCAAUGCGGUCCGAUCAAGUUGGUUAACACUCCUGUUAAGUACAGUGAGAGUAACCCUAGCGUUAGAACUGCACCUCCAACUCUAGGCCAGCAUACGGAUGAAAUUCUAUCAGACAUUCUCGGCUUAGAAGCUGGUGAGGUAGCCGCAUUAAAGGAGAAAGGAGCUGUAAGAUGA
Molecule: messenger RNA, 1332 nt
Organism: Annulohypoxylon truncatum
Lineage: Eukaryota; Fungi; Ascomycota; Sordariomycetes; Xylariales; Hypoxylaceae
Product: CoA-transferase family III
Exons: 5
Coding region: 1-1332 (443 amino acids)
Molecular function (GO): catalytic activity
Source: RefSeq, a predicted model, not a curated record